AAUGUAAUCUUUAAAAUAGCUUGCUAAUGCUUAUUUAGCUCUUCAUAGUUUUAUUAAUUUUAUAAAAAAUAAAAUAAAUAAAAAAAUAGAGCCUCGUAAUAUCAUUGUAAGGUUCGACAAGAAAUAAUUAAUAUGUUUCCUAAAUUCUAAAAAUAGAUUGCCGUAAUAUUAAUUAAAUGCUUUUAAAGAAGAACAUCUAUAAAUACAUACAACUUUAUAAUCCUAAUAGUGGGUAGUCUUUUAGAAUCUAUUCAAAUAUUCAAUUAAUUAAUUUAUUUUUAUAUACAAAAUAGAAAGUAUCUUUUUUGAAUCAAUUUAUACUCAAAGAUUCUUGAUUGAUUGA
Messenger RNA from Tetrahymena thermophila SB210, 343 nucleotides. RefSeq names its product glycoside hydrolase family 1 protein. NCBI's taxonomy places the organism in Eukaryota, Ciliophora, Oligohymenophorea, Hymenostomatida, Tetrahymenidae. The transcript has 3 exons. The record is from RefSeq and is a predicted model, not a curated record. The annotation marks the transcript as partial.